Mobula hypostoma (lesser devil ray) is the source of this 1660-nucleotide messenger RNA. Its product is annotated as somatostatin receptor type 4-like. NCBI's taxonomy places the organism in Eukaryota, Metazoa, Chordata, Chondrichthyes, Myliobatiformes, Myliobatidae. Gene Ontology annotation, molecular function: neuropeptide binding; somatostatin receptor activity. The transcript is spliced from 2 exons. Bases 518 to 1660 code for a protein of 380 amino acids. The record is from RefSeq and is a predicted model, not a curated record. Gene Ontology annotation, cellular component: neuron projection; plasma membrane. Gene Ontology annotation, biological process: neuropeptide signaling pathway; cellular response to glucocorticoid stimulus.
CUCACUCCCCUGGCAACUGGUUAGCGAGCGAUAACGCCGGUCAGCCGUCCGCAUGAAUCAUCAGAUUGAAACUGCGUUUCGAUUAAGCUUGGAAAUUGAAGGCAGACACUUCAGUGUUCCUGAGGGGCUCCGAGGAUUACAGAAAACUUGCGAGUGGCGCUGGAGAUCAUGGGCUGGAACAUUCUUCCAGCUGAAGUGAGUCACCUCACAGAAAUAGCCCGUUUCCUCGGUUGCAGAGAGCUUCAGAUGAUCUGCCGGUUCCUCAGGGAAACCCACAAAGGGAGGCUUUAAACUCCACAGCGAAAUAUCCCCCAGAUGUGACGCCGAGGGGAAGACGGUGACCUGGAGAUUUAUCCCGGGAAACGCCGGCAGGAGGGGUCCAUCCCGAGUUGCAGUCUGUCCCAGAGCUCCCGGGGCCUGCGCUGAGGUCCCACCCGUUCCGAGCCACCGCCUUGGAGUUCCGCCGCAGACGAUGGUGUGAUAGAGCCCUCCACCGGCUACCCAAGGGGCCCGCAGGAUGGAGCUCCCCCUCGAAGCCGAGGUAGCCCUCCCGACGCCCAGUGCCCCCAAUGCCUCAGAGGCCGCCAGCGAGGCCCUGGCCCCCGACGCCAUCCUCCUGUCCUCCGUCUACGUGCUGGUAUGCUGCGUGGGGGUCCUGGGCAACUCCAUGGUCAUUUACGUGGUGCUGAGGCACGCCGGCAUGAAGACGGCCACUAACAUCUACAUCCUGAACCUGGCGGUGGCCGACGAGCUCUUCAUGGGCAGCGUGCCGUUCCUGGCCACGGCCGCCGCCCUGCGCCACUGGCCCUUCGGCCCGCUGGCCUGUCGCCUGGUCCUCAGCAUCGACGGCAUCAACAUGUUCACCAGCGUCUUCUGCCUGACCGUGCUGAGCGUGGACCGCUACCUGGCCGUGGUGCACCCCAUCCGGGCGGCCUCCUACCGCCGGCUGCCGGUGGCCAAGGCCGUCAACCUCCUGGUCUGGGCGCUCUCGCUGCUGGUGAUCGCCCCCAUCGCGGUCUUCGCCGACACCCAGAAGACGGAGGGCGGCGAGGUGGUCUGCAAUCUCCUCUGGCCCAGGAGGUCCUGGUCCAAGGUCUUCGUGGUCUACACCUUCCUGGUGGGCUUCCUGCUGCCCGUGACGGCCAUCAGCCUCUGCUACCUGCUGAUCGUGGUGAAGAUGCGGGCGGUGGGCCUCCGGGCCGGCUGGCUGCACCGCCGGCAGUCCGAGAGGAGGAUCACGCGGAUGGUGGUGCUGGUGGUGGCCGUGUUCGCCGUCUGCUGGACGCCCUUCUACGCCGUCCAGCUCUCCAGCGUCUUCUGGUCGCCGCCCGACCCCACCCUGGCGCAGCUGGUGGUCAUCCUGAGCUACGCCAACAGCGGCGCCAACCCCGUCCUCUACGGCUUCGUGUCCGACAACUUCCGCCGGGCCUUCCGCAGGCUCCUCUGCCUCCAGUGCGCGGGCCAGCGGCGCGGGCGCGAGGGGAGGGCGAACAGGGAGGGAGAGGCGGGUGAGGGGUGGGGGGAGGAGGGCGAGCGGGAGGCCGCCGACCACGGCGCCCUUGCUCUCAAGCCCAGAGCGCGGCUCCCCGACGCCGGCCAGCAGGACUAUGACAAGGCCUGCCCGAAUGGGACGUGCACCUCGCGGACCACCGCUCUGUGA